This is a messenger RNA of Caenorhabditis briggsae, 5880 nucleotides long. It is a transcript of the gene Cbr-plx-1, whose product is annotated as Protein CBR-PLX-1. The record is from RefSeq and is a predicted model, not a curated record. Gene Ontology annotation, molecular function: semaphorin receptor activity; protein binding. Gene Ontology annotation, biological process: semaphorin-plexin signaling pathway involved in axon guidance; sensory neuron axon guidance; regulation of cell migration. Lineage: Eukaryota; Metazoa; Nematoda; Chromadorea; Rhabditida; Rhabditidae. Gene Ontology annotation, cellular component: semaphorin receptor complex. Bases 1 to 5880 code for a protein of 1959 amino acids. The transcript has 25 exons.
AUGCUCAAAUUUCCUCAAUUUUUCCUCUUAUUAUUGCCUUUAUUGCUGAGCAAUCGGGUCCUGGCGGCGGCUAAAAACAGCAACAAUGUGUACUCGAUCGAUGAUAAUCUCGUUUUUGAAAAUCCCAGUCAAAAUGGACAGGAGGUCUUUGAGAAAAUGGCUAUCGAUCCAUCAACAACACGGGUAUUCGUCGGCGCGGUCAAUGGUCUCUACGAUUUGACGAGUGACGAUUUGACGGUCCGUCGACACGUACAAACGGGUCCACAAGACGAUUCGCCACUUUGUAGAGAUGCUCGAAACCGUGAAGACUGUCGCCAUCAACUGUCUCGAACGAAUUCCCACACGAAAGCCCUCGCCGUCUAUGAUAAAUCAUCGAAACUGAUAGAGUGCAGUAAUUUGUAUCAGGGUCGCUGCCGUCUCAGAAACCUGCACAACAUCUCUGAAGUCAUCUCGGAAGCCAUCGAACCACGCGUCUCCAAUGACACGUCAUCAUCUGUGGUCAUUUUUGUGGGUCAAGGACCUGCGAAUCUAACCACGGACCCGGUACUGUAUGUUGGUGCGACUAUUGGCAGUGGGGAUCACGAUCGAAUGUCGGUGUCUUCACUAUUCCUCCGACCACAAAAAGCGUUUGAAAUUGUAUUUCCCGGGUUAUACGGUGGUACGCACGUCUCGCUGGACUACCGUAGUAGAGGAUAUUAUAAGUAUCAAAUCGACUAUAUCAAUGGAUUCGAGUCGGGUGACUAUGCGUAUUUUGUGACCAGACAGCGCAAAACGAUACACGACGAUUCGCCGAUUCAAUCGCGGCUGGCUCGUGUGUGUACGGGUGAUAAGAACUAUCACAGCUACACAGAGGUCCCACUGGAAUGCACACGAAACGGAGUUGACUUCAAUUUGGUCCAGGAUGUCUAUGUCACACGGGCCGGAUAUGAAUUGGCGAAAUCGCUGGAUAUAAGUGUCAGCGAUCCGGUCCUCUAUGGAAUAUUCUGGGAAGGAGACAAGAAUUCGUAUAGAUCAGCGGAUGCGACCGGCAAAUCAGCGAUUUGUAUAUUCACGAUGAAGGAAGUCGAGUUGGCAUUCAAACAGAAUAUCAUGAAAUGCUAUAAGGGAACUUCUGGACUCAAAAAGAAUCUUCCAUGGUUCUCCUCGAAUGACGAUUGUCGAUUUACGACACUUCCAUGGGAAGGUAUCAAGUGUGGAAAGGAUGUGAACUCGAAAAUCGGCGGCGACACUCCGAUUGCCACGUCAGCAACGUAUGUAACUGAUGACUCUGCCCAAUUGCUCACCUCAAUCGCUAUCAAUACAACCCGAUCGAGUACGGUAGCUUUUGUAGGAACUCAAGGCGGCAAAUUACAUAAGCUCCUCAUCGAGUCGAAAAGAUCCGCCGAGAGGUACGCAACCGAGCUGCUCACUGAUAACGAGCCAAUUCUGGCGGAUAUGGAAUUCUCUGGCGACGGAAAGCACAUUUACAUUUUGACGCCGUCGAAAGUGAUCAAAAUGCCAACAUCUCGCUGUGAGACCCUUUCCAGUCAAUGCGACACGUGUCUUUCGUCUCGAGACCCAUUUUGUGGGUGGUGUGUCUCGAAUAAUCAUUGUACGCAAGAAGAAUCGUGUGAAAGAGAAGUGCCACACACCUCCCGAGGAUGGCUUGAUUUUCAGAACUCCAAGUGCCCGAGAAUUCGAUCAGUGAAACCGGAUCAGAUACAAAUCAACACUGCGGACUACUUAAAUGUGACUAUUGAGAAUCUUCAAGCACCAAAAGGACGUCGAAUGCAGUGUCUAUUCCAAUUUCCAACAGGAGAUUCAGUGGUUUCCGAUCCGAUGCCGUUUGAUGGAUCCCUGAAAUGUGCCACGCCCCCUAUGAAUCGUCUACCACGAAUAGCGACGAAUGAAUAUCACUUAGCAGCGAAAUUGGUUGUGGUAUCGGAUGGUUCCAAACUCCCACUGGCCACCACAAAUUUUUCAUUCUACGAUUGUAAUCGAUACACGAGUUGCUCGACGUGCUCGGCGAGCCAAUUUCCAUGUGAUUGGUGUCUGGAAUCGAAUGAGUGUGUUGCCGGGAAACUAACCGAAGACAAGUGUCGAAAACAACACAUUGUUAAUGGUCUUAAUGUGAGUUUACGUGACGGAAGCUCGAUUCGAAAAGGACCCAGCAAGUGUCCCCAUAUCGUAGCGCCCGUGUCGAAAAUGUCGGUGGCGACGGGAGAACGAAGGAAUAUUAGUGUGAAGGUCGAAAAUGUGGACCCGUCGUUUAUGGGCGAUUUCAAGUGUGAAUUCCGAUAUGGUACAGUAACCCAUGAGAAAAUUGCGAUGCGAACGUCGGAAGAUACGAUAACGUGUGACGAAAUGCUAUUCGAACCAUAUGGCACAUCUCUUCUGGGCUCUGGCUCCACCCCUUACGGCUUCAAUGUCAUUUGGACGGCUCUCGGAGCACCACAGGUCAAAAAAUCGAUAAAUCGAUUUUUGGACAAUGUCGAUCAGCUAUCGAUUGACGUUUAUUCUUGCGAAAAUUUGGCGCCAAACUGUGGAAAAUGCCUGACACUGGAUUCCGAGAAAUAUGAUUGUGGAUGGUGUAGCCAUCUGGACAAGUGCACACGUCCCCAUCAGUGUCCGAAUCGAAAUUUGGCUGAAAAUUGGUUGAAUUCCAGUCAACUGUGUCCGAAUCCCCAAAUUGAGGACUUUAAACCACGAAAAGGGUCGAUUUUCGGAGGCACUCGAGUCACAAUAACUGGAAUUAAUUUGGGUCGCCACGUGGCAGAUGUUGAGAAAGCGGUACAGAUUGCAAAUGUUCCUUGUGAAGUUGUUGAAUACGUGCCAUCAUCGAAAAUUGUGUGCUUAACCGGAAAGUCGACGAUCAAGGGCAGCAAUGAGAGAGGUGUUGUGGCGGUGACUCUUCGCCACGAUUCACUGAAAUUCUUUGCGGUCACAUCUGAAAAGUUUUCGUACGUCGAGCCAGUCGUCUCAUCAAUGAAACCAGUGAAGGGACCACGGUCCGGCGGGACAGACGUCGUUUUGACUGGAAUUGACCUGGAUACAGGAUCCGAGAUUAUGGUAAAAUUUGGGCAAAUUGAGUGUAAAGUGUUGGAGAGGACGUCGGAAUGGCUGAAAUGUCGGAUGGGACCAUCGGAAGAGGGUGGACAGUUCCCCUUGCAUAUUGCCUUCGAUGGACAACUCCAGAAUUUGCCAAUUGCAAUUUAUUUCGAGUUUACCUCCGAUCCAUCUGUCCAAUCGAUUGCGCCCAACAAAACAAUACCAUCCGGUGGGAUUACUGUAGAUGUGUACGGUCAAGGAUUCACGCUGCUUCAGCGGCCACGAAUGGUGUUUGUUGGAUUGGGAAACGACAAGUCAUACGGCCCCCUAUGCUCAAUUAUCGAUGAUCAAUUGAUGAAAUGUGCCACACCUACAGUACCCGGAGCCGCUAGAGACACUCAAGUAGAGAAGAUCACAGAUUACGCGUUUGAUUUCGAUGGAGCCGAGUUGUAUAGAUCGAAGAUCAAGAUUAUGCCCCCUCCAUCGUUUGAAAUGCUCAACGAGCCCCGUUUUGUGCGUCCAGGAGACGAUUUUUUGACGCUAAAUGGGAAUAAUUUGAAUUUGGCGGCUUCCGAGAGGGAUAUCGAUGUAAAAGUGGGCGGAGAAUCGUGUCCCCUGACAGCUCUGGCUAAUAAGAUCCUCACAUGUCAACCGCCAGUCAAAAAACCCCAAGGAGCCGGAAAGCUGAACCCAGAGAUUGUGGUUACUGUAGGAAAUGCGAGCUUCUCAGUGGGCGAGGUGUCUUACGACUCGCCGGGACUCUCAUCCUCUCUUCUGUUGGCGAUAUUGAUUUUUAUCAUUGCAAUGAUUGGGCUAAUUAUCUGCCUAAUUGUGCUCUAUCGCCGGAAAUCGAAUACGCAUCAGAGGCAGAUGAAGUACUUGAAAACGCAAAUGGAUACCAUUGAGAUGAAAGUUGCCACCGAGUGUAAAGAAGCAUUCGCCGAACUACAAACAUCGCUGAAUCAAUACACUGCUGAUCUACCGUUGGGCACCCCGACCGCCCCAUUUUUGGAGUACAAGGACUACUGUGCACGUGUCCUAUUCCCGAAUGGUGGUAAAAAUCAUCCGGUGCUCAAAAAUCUGGAAGUGGACACACAUAAGGCUGAGGUGACGGGACUUCGAGAAUUCCACAAGCUGCUCAUGAACAAGACCUUCCUGCUGACAAUGGUCCGUACCAUGGAAUCCAACAAGUAUUUCGUCGGAAAAGACCGUGUCUACGUGGGAAGUCUUCUGAUGGUCGUCCUACAGGAGAAAAUGGGUUACUGUACCGAAAUGCUGAAGCAGCUGCUUAGAGAGUUGAUUGAGAAGACUGUCGAGAAGAAGUUCCAACCGAAAAUUUUGUUUCGAAGGAGCGAAAGUAUUGCCGAGCGGAUGCUGGCCGCGUGGUUCACUUUUUUGUUGCAUGAUCAUUUGAAAACAUUCGACGCUGGCAAAAAGCUGUACGAACUAUUCUGGGGAAUCAAACAACAAAUGGAGAAGGGACCACAGGAUGCGUUGACCCUUGAAGCCAGAUACUCGUUGUCCGAGGAGAAAUUGCUCCGUGCCACUUUUGAAUACAAGGAGCUGACGGUUUUUGUGAAUUCCACUGAUUCAGUCUAUCAGCAGGACAUUCCCGUGCGAGUGCUGGAUUGUGAUACGAUAACACAAGUCAAGGAGAAAUGUCUGGAUUCCAAAUAUCGUGGAUAUCGAUUCGCGGAUCGACCCGGACCAUCGGAAAUGGAGUUGGAGUGGAAAACCGGCUUGAACGGCAAAAUGACACUUCAGGACAUUGACUCGUCGUCUCGAAUCGAAGGUGGAAAUUGGAAACGCCUAAACACGCUGGCCCACUACAAUGUCCCAAAUAACGCCAUCCUCACACUGACCUCGAAAAGCAACUCUCUGUAUAAUCUGGUGAAUUUUUCAACGUGCUCCAACAAGACCACGAGCAUUCUCUCGGACAAAUCAUCACUAUCAAUGAAGACAGCAGGUGUGGGAUCACCAAAACCAUGGGGCGGAGCCCCACCAUCAGUGACUGCCGACCACGCCUCCUCGUCAAAUGAUACUGAUAACGGAUACAAACUAUAUCACCUGGUGAAGCCCACAGAACACGGACCAACAGAUUCUCAAGAGAAAAUGGUGACGGAAAUCUAUUUGACGAGAUUGCUCAUGAUGAAAGGAACACUAGCCAAAUUUAUCACUUCCCUACUGGAAAAUAUCUUUUCGGCGGCAAAUGUGCCCCCGUGUAUCAAGUAUAUGUUUGACUUUAUGGAUGAACAAGCCAGAGAACACGGUAUCAUAGACCCGGAAGUUGUUCACGCGUGGAAGAGUAACGCAUUGCCGCUGAGGUUUUGGGUUAAUCUCAUUAAGAAUCCUCACUUCCUGUUCGACAUUCAAAAGCCCACUAAAAUCGAGGGAUGUCUUUCUGUGGUUGCUCAGACGCUGAUGGACGCUUGUUCGACACAAGAUCAUCAGCUAACGAAGGAUUCUCCAUCGUCAAAGCUGCUAUUCGCCAAAGAUAUGUAUCAAUAUCGGGAUUUGGUGGAUUCCUACUAUACGGAAAUCUCAAUGGCUCCACGAAUCGACGACGCGACGAUGGGAGCAAAUCUAUCGGCUGAAUCCCGGCAACACAAUGGAGAGUUUCAUGUGUUUUCGGCGCUCAACGAGCUGUAUAAAUAUUUGGACCAGUAUAAGGAGAGCAUUAUUGAUGCCCUGGAAGCCAAUGAGCACGCACAGGCUAGUCGGUUGCCCGGAAGGUUACAAGAUCUCUUGGCACUGAUGGAAUCGGACUACUAUCGGGCGACAGACUACGAAUCAUCUACGCUGGGCCUUGGAUACAAUUCGAAUAGUCGACUGAUGCCUAGGGAUCGUCUCUGA